CACCUGACCUUCUCAUCUGUAGCAGUUGACACCUCGGCCAUCAAAAUGACGAUCCGACAAAAGCCCCCACCACCCCCGAACAUCGUCUUCAUCAUGGCCGACGACCACGCCUCGAAGGCCAUCUCCUGCUACGGGGCCAACAUCAACCACACGCCGCACCUGGACCGGCUCGCGCACGAAGGCAUGCGCCUCAACCACUGCUACGUGACCAACAGCAUCUGCACGCCGUCGCGCGCGGCGAUCCUGACGGGCACGUACAACCACGUCAACGGGGUGCUGACACUGGCCUCGAAGAUCAACAAACACCUGCCCAACGUGGCCAAGCACCUGCGCAGCAGCGGCGGAUACCAGACGGCGAUGGUGGGGAAAUGGCACCUGGGCGAGGGGAACCCCCACGAGCCCACGGGGUUCGACUACUGGUCCAUCCUGCGGGGCCAGGGCGAGUACUUCGACCCCACGUUCAUCGGGCCCGACACGCCGGCCGCGGGCGUCCCGGAGGAAGGGUACGCGACGGACCUGAUCACGGACAAGAGCAUCGCCUUCAUCCGGAACCGCGACCGCGCGCGCCCGUUCUUCCUCAUGUGCCACCACAAAGCCCCGCACCGCAGCUGGGAGUGCGACCCGCGCCACAAGCACCUGUACCGCGACCGCAUCCGCGUGCCCGCGACCUACUCGGACGAGUACAAGCACCGCGCGCGCGCCGCCCAGACCGCCAAGAUGCGCGUCGCCGAGGACAUGACCUACUUCGAUCUGGGGCUGGCGCAGCCCGACGGCGGCGCGCGGCAGGUCGGGGAGCGCAUGUUCGACGGGCGGCGCAAGGUGCCCGCCCCGGAGACGGAGGAGGCGAUCCGCAACCUCAAGCUGGUGGACGUCGACGACGGCACGGUCUUUACGUUCCAAACGGCCGCCGAGCUAGCCGACUUCAAGUACCAGCGGUACAUGCAGCGGUACCUGCGCACGAUCCACAGCGUCGACGAGAACGUGGGCCGGCUGCUGGAUGCGCUGGACGCCGAGCCCGGGCUGGCCGAGAACACGGUCGUGGUGUACACCUCGGACCAGGGGUUCUUCCUCGGGGAGCACGGCUGGUUCGACAAGCGCUUCAUGUACGAGGAGAGCUUCCAGAUGCCGUUCUUGGUGCGGUACCCGCGCGAGAUCGCGCCGGGCUCGGUCGGCGAGGACAUCGUCUGUAACGUCGACUUCGCGCCGACGUUUCUGGACUUCGCGCGCGUGGCGCAGCCGAGUUACAUGCAGGGCAAGAGCUUUCGGGCGGUGCUGCGGGGCAGUCCGCCGGCCGGGUGGCAGCAGGUCGCGUACCAUCGGUAUUGGAUGCAUAAUGAUGCCAUCCAUGAGGCGUAUGCCCAUUAUGGGGUCCGCGAUCAGCGGUAUAAGCUGAUUUACUGGUACAAUGAGCCGUUGGAUGUGGAGGGGGCCAGGCCCGGCGGGGAGGAGUAUAAGGAGUGGGAGCUGUUUGAUUGUCUGGAGGAUCCCUUGGAGCUGUUUAAUAUCUAUCAUGAACCGGAGUAUCGGGAGGUGGUGGGGAGGAUGACACGGCUGUUGGAGGCGAAGAUGGAGGAGAUUGGCGACGAGCCCGAGCAUAAACUGAGAAGCAGGUGA
Messenger RNA from Aspergillus fijiensis CBS 313.89, 1614 nucleotides. Its product is annotated as sulfatase family protein. NCBI's taxonomy places the organism in Eukaryota, Fungi, Ascomycota, Eurotiomycetes, Eurotiales, Aspergillaceae. The transcript has a single exon. The record is from RefSeq and is a predicted model, not a curated record. The coding region runs from base 46 to 1614 and encodes 522 amino acids.